UUAUCCGUCGUACGUGAUGCAUUGAUGCACAAACAACCCUGGUCGCAAUUGUUCGAGGCAGCUUUCUUUUUCCACUACCGUCACUACGUUGUGGUUAUCGUGACAGGGAGUGUGAAACACUCGUUUGUUGAACUGUGCGGUCUAGUGGAGUCCAGACUGCGUGUACUGGUCAGCAAUUUCGAGAUGAAUCGGUACGUGAAAAUCGCUCAUGUGAAUUGUCGUGCCUACGGUAAAGGGUCGAGCGAUGGCGAUGCGGAACUCGUUCGCAAGUGGUUUAUUGGUAUGGAAUUCGAUCGGAAUCCGAACUCGCUGACGAAUUUGACUUCAGUGAAUCACAACCAGAACGCAGGGACAGAAAAACCAACUUUGAAUGUGGAUCUGAGUGAGAAUAUCAGCUCGUUUGAGAAAUCCAUCGAACGUGGUCUGACCAACGACGAUCCGACCAAUUCGGUGACCGUGAAAUAUGUGAAAAAGUCACAACUUUCCCAGUUCGUAUCGCCUGAAGAUAUGGAUGAAAUUAAGCGUCAGGCCGCUGCUGCGGCCAUUUCCGCCGCAUCAUCAGCGUCGACAGCCACCACGCAUGAGUCAAAUAAGACAGGCGCAUGCCGCACUCCGCUCAACGCUACCUCCGUAGAUCAGAAUCCACAUACUGCGAAUUCUCCGCGGUCCGUAGACCAUACUCCAAACUCCAUAGACGGAUCAGCGUCUCCGGCCACUCUGUCGCGGAGUGGAAGUUGUGCGUCCAUGGUUGAGGUUAAUUUAGUUGUUCCUUCACCAUCCACUCCAAAUGCUGUAGCGUCUAACGCCUCUCCGGAUUUGCACAAAGAAAGUCAGGACUUGUCUCUUAGUACCUCAAUUCCAGUCUCAAACGGCACAAAAGUCCCGAUUGAAGUAAGCCUGAUCAUUCGUAUUUCCUUGAGCAAAUCACUCGGAAAUCAUGUUUCCAAAAUUGGUUUCGAUCUACAGUUAGCCACCAAAAUCGACCCUCAAGCAGAUUUGGUUCCGUAUUAA
Echinostoma caproni is the source of this 1011-nucleotide messenger RNA. Lineage: Eukaryota; Metazoa; Platyhelminthes; Trematoda; Plagiorchiida; Echinostomatidae. The record is from the annotation of a GenBank genome assembly.